GGGAGACGACUACGGAAUCCAUUUGGGACAAGACCAUAGAGAAGGAUAGAGGCCUCUAGUAGCACAAAAAAAUAUAUUAGGAUGGGAAGCGCCAUUGAGGGCUUCCACCAUUGUAAUGAAGUCAACUGGGUGGGACUUCCAACUUCAUUGAAUGAUCCCGACUGGUUACUCUGUUAGCGUCAUGUCCAACCGGACGGAUCAGCCAAUCACGAAGAAGAAAAUGUAUUACUUCAAAAUUGAGAUUGACAGCAUCGGCAGGGCAGGCAGACGCAAAAUGGCACAGAUGAGUCAUCUAUCUAGCUUUAUGGACGAGACAAUAGUUGCAAGUUCAAAGAGUAAUUUGCAUGGUUUGAGUCGAGUUUUCUGAGAAAAUGGUAUCGGCGGCGUUUAAAGAAACCCAAUCUCUCUUUACUCCAGUGACGGUUUAUUCUCUGCUGGCCUGCGCCACUCAGUUCGUCGUGGGAUACAUCCUCGCGCAGAUAUGGGGAAGAAAAUGCUCUGGACCUGAUAGAUGGGUGCUCGUGUGGCUUUUCUACGACGCAAUUGUUCACAUUACUUUGGAAGGACCUUUUGUUUACAUGUCACUUGUUGGAACCGUGGCAACUUCAGACAAUAUUUUUGCUGAACUUUGGAAGGAGUAUGGAAAGGCAGAUGAGCGCUGGCUCCACUCUGACCCCACCAUCGUCUCCUUGGAGCUGUUGACGGUGGUCCUGGACGGCAUCCUGGCGCUGGUACUUGUCUAUGCCAUCGUCAAGGACAAACACUACAGGCACUUUGUCCAGAUCACGUUGUGUGUGUGUGAGUUGUACGGAGGCUGGAUGACCUUCUGUCCAGACUGGCUGGCAGGCAGCCCCAACCUCAACACAAACCACUGGCUCUACUUAUGGAUCUACCUGGUCUUCUUCAAUGGGGUGUGGGUGGUGGUACCUGGACUGCUGUUGUGGCAAUCAUGGCUGUCACUCAAACGACUUCACCCCUCCUACCAAGCCCCGAAGAAGCAGAAAUAGACAUUAUUUUGUAUGUACAUAGUAGGCAUUGGCACGCCCACUACCCAAAAGCCUGGCUUCGCACAAAUAAUAUGCCAUUUAGCAGACAGACAUUAGGUUUAGCAUGUUUUAUUAGUUUAUCAUUAAUAUAAAUAGUGAUGUAUCUGCAAACAAAAAUAUUAGUUUCCCUAGCUCUUUCCCCACAUCUCCACAGUGUAAUAAUACUCUCCAGUCUCCCUUAACAUCACAGCAGUUAAAUGUGCCUGCUAAGUGUUAAAUCUCAACCAUGUUGAUUGCACAAUCAAAAUGCCCAAAUAUGGAUCCUGUGCUUAGUUCAUAAUUGGAUUGAGAAUCCUGGCUCUUCCACAAUCAUUGUUCUGUUAUAAUCUGCAUUUCAAAUGGCACCCUAUUCCCUUUAUAGUGUACUACUGCUGAGGUACUUUAACAUUGUUCUAGUUUAAGGUAGUGCACUAUAUAGUCAGUAUCUCUGACUUGUCAAGUGUCUCUCACACAGUGAUAUCUCCACUGACGUGUCUCCUCUCAGCUCUUCUUGAUGAGUUUGGCCACAGAGAGGAAGGCUUGCUGGAGCCCCAUUCCCUUCAGGCCGCUGCAUGCCUGGAUCUGCCAGGCUCGGUCUUUGUAGCUGGGCAGCUCCAGCUGGUUGGACACCUCUCUGAUGUUCAUGGUGUUGGGGAGGUCCUUCUUGUUAGCCAGCACCAUCAGAGGUAUUCCCUUCAUGUUGUCGUCGGACAGAACAUUCUUCAGAGCCUUCUGAGAGUCCCCUAUACUGGCCCGGUCACUACUGUCCACCACGAACACCAUAGCCUUACAGCCCUCCAGGUAGUGUCUAGCUAAUGAUAUUGCAAUUUUAGCAAGUCAUUAGUUGAGGAUAAAAGGUUAUUCUAUUCCAGUACUCUAGCAACCUGAUCAUGGGACCGGAGACAGAAUGUGCAUUUAUUUGUUCUAGACUUUAACUGUCACACCUGAUUAAACUACACUGAACAAAAAUAUAAACUCAACAUAGUUUUGGUCCCAUGUUUCAUGAGCUGAAAUAAAAGAUUUCCAUACGCACAAAA
Oncorhynchus mykiss (rainbow trout) is the source of this 2062-nucleotide messenger RNA. It is a transcript of the gene ebpl, whose product is annotated as EBP like. NCBI's taxonomy places the organism in Eukaryota, Metazoa, Chordata, Actinopteri, Salmoniformes, Salmonidae. Gene Ontology annotation, biological process: sterol metabolic process. Gene Ontology annotation, cellular component: endoplasmic reticulum; membrane. The record is from RefSeq and is a predicted model, not a curated record. Gene Ontology annotation, molecular function: cholestenol delta-isomerase activity.